Molecule: messenger RNA, 730 nt
Organism: Gossypium raimondii (Peruvian cotton)
Lineage: Eukaryota; Viridiplantae; Streptophyta; Magnoliopsida; Malvales; Malvaceae
Exons: 4
Coding region: 1-660 (219 amino acids)
Cellular component (GO): mitochondrion
Source: RefSeq, a predicted model, not a curated record
AUGUUAUUUGAGCUUGAGAACUUUGAUAAAGAAGCUGAUAAAAUUUUAUACAUGAAUUAUCAGUUAGAAUGCGGAGGGACAUUGCAGAUGCCCAAAAAUCUAAAUUAUGGUGGGAGUUCGUAUAACAACCUUACCUUGGGUCCCCGUCUACAAGUACAUCCGGAAGUGAUAAUAAGCACAGAGGCAAACAUCAGAGAAAAGACCAAUAAUGGUGAAGAUUCUGAUCAGGACAUUAAAAAAUUUAGUGACCCCGAUAUUGAUAAUGAUUUGGAUGAUAUCGACGAUGAAGGCCCGAAAGAGCCAAAAACUAAAAAAUCCCAAAUUCGCGCUGAUUUGUUCACAAAAUCCCAAACGAAAAAAUUUAGAGGAGCAGAACGACGCGCUGCGAUUCCUCCCUCUGCGAUUCGAUUGUUAGCUUCUCCCACUCUAUUUUCACAGCGGAGGCACUAUUCUCAGCUCGUUAAAUCUAAUGGAAAGCGAUUGUUUCUCAUCGACACUUUAGCUUUGGUUAGGAGAUUAGAGGUGGAAGGUCUGCCUUCGAAGCAAGCCGAGGCAAUAACAGCAGCCAUGACUGAAAUUUUGAAUGACAGCUUAGAAAAUGUGUCUCUUUCAGUUGUUUCCAAUACUACUUGCUCAAUUCCUUCCCUUCCAUUUCAAUGAAAAAGAAUUCAACCAUGGUUUACCAUCCUAUUUAUUUAGAAAAAAAGAGAGAGAGAGAGGAAAUCAGGUA